This is a messenger RNA of Fulvia fulva, 1122 nucleotides long. RefSeq lists its product as uncharacterized. The record is from RefSeq and is a predicted model, not a curated record. Gene Ontology annotation, molecular function: protein binding. Lineage: Eukaryota; Fungi; Ascomycota; Dothideomycetes; Mycosphaerellales; Mycosphaerellaceae. The transcript has 3 exons. The coding region runs from base 1 to 1122 and encodes 373 amino acids.
AUGGCGUUUUCUGCUUUACUAAAUACCGACUUUGGCCGCCUUUCCACGUCACAAGCUAUCUACCAUCGCUUCAUACCAUCCCACGCAAACAGUCACCCUAACAAAAUGAAAGACAUCCGAAAGUCUACAGAGGCCUUUUUGCACGACCAGACGAUCGCUAUUGCCCUCGAGAAUUGCUCACAGACCUUCACACUGUCCAAAGCAAUGUUAUGUAAUGCCUCGAGCUACUUCAGUGCGGCACUCAAUGGACAUUUCCGAGAAUCCACAGACCACAUCCUCCGGCUUCCUGGGUGUGACGAGAAUGUACUCAUAUUCUUCGUUUACUACUUGACCCAUCACGAGAAGCUACCGACCCUUGGGUCUGAAGACGAAAACGAAGAUGAAGGCGCGGAAAAGUUGUCCGACUUCGAUCCAAAUUCAACAUGGAGCCAGCGUGUUAUCUUCGCAAUACGUCUGUGGAGGUUUGCCGAUGCGUGCCUGAUGCCAAAACUGCAAAACAAGGCUAUGCGACUAUGCUGUACGGAGCUCAAAAAUGUCAGGGUGAAUGCCAGCAUAGCUCGGGCAGCCUUCGAGGGCACAAGCAUGGAGUCUCCGCUUAGAAAAGCGGUCAUCGACGAGGCCAUGUGGGACUGGAUACCCCGCGGGCCAAAAGAGUCAGAGGCCUACGAGGCCAUGAUGAAUGAAGUGGGUGCCAUACCAGGAGUCUUCUCUUGUUUUUAUCGAGCGCAAGAAACACAGAAAAUGGGCUUCUGGGAAGAGAAGCCCUCGAGCGGAGAGAGUUGGGAGCGCUAUAGAAGUAGGAUCGUCCUGAACGCUGGCGUGAAUGAGGGCAUACUAGAGCAUCUGCAAAUGCGUCUUCACAUUAGUGCCUAUCUCGAGGAUGAGCUCAUCACGAUCACGCUCGAGAAUUCCUUAACCACGUUUAGAGUCUGGAAGCUGCUUCUCUUCGGAGCCCCCGACUACUUCCGCAAAGCACUCGAGGGACGCUUCGUGGAAGCCGAGUCUCGGACACUACGGCUGCCUGGCCACGACGAGGACUUGGUCCGUGUGCUGUUAUUCUACCUCCACAACGGCUCGAUCCUAGACUUCCGCAGACGAGACAUCGGGCGGAUUCGUCUAUGA